AUGACCCUUCUGAACGUGUUUGUUGUUCUACUUGGAUUAAUAGUGGCCAUAGUGGCGGAGGACAAGGCCGAGGUCAACAUCCGGGUGUCUGGACAGUGCAGUCCGAGUAAGUGGUUUUUGGUGGAUUAUUUUGAGGAGACUGGUCUAUGUUAACAUAGAUAAUUGUGUUUUUUAUUAGUUAAAAAUAGUUUUACGCUACUAUUUAUACAAAUCUUUUGAUAGGAUAGGCUUGUAAGCUGUGUUAAGGAUGAUUUUUUGCUUUGAAUCAGUUUAUCGGCUGAUUAUCAACUUGAAUGGCUUAGUUUUUCUUAGUUUUAACCUUCUUUUACCUUCAUUUGACCUCAAUUUUAAUUUUUGAAAAUUUUUUGCUAGACCAGCCCCAUUUCAGUCUACCUAAGUCGACGAGGAAUCGAGCUGAGCAAGUAUCGACCACAUAUUCGCUUCAAUCCGGACAAAAUACAGUUGAUUCCGAAGAAUCCGGUGAUCCCGGGCUGCGUGAAAAUCAAGGCAGAAGGCGUGGAAAUCAUGAAGCCGAUCAGGAAUCUGAUUGCUGAGGUGGAAAUGAGAAUCGGAGGAACUCCCGACCCCAACAACCCGACUUUGCCUUGCUCGAAGAAGAUCGAUGAUAAGGUUAAUCAGUGUCCUUGUGCCAAAACUGAGGGGUCUUGGUAAGUCAUAUUGUUCUUGAGUCAGGCGUGGCUUUUUGGCUAUGUCUUUUAUGUAGUUUAGUCUAUAUUUUAGCUUUCAUUUUUGUAUUUUAGUGUGUUUUGUGACUUCUGUCGCCAGAUGAAGAGUCAGCAGUCCAGGAUCACCGUGACGGAAUCUCCAUUAAAAAAAAAGACCGAGUCUCUGGAUGAAACAUGUAAAUGUGAUGUUAUGCAGCCUGGACUAUACGACAUUGAGACGGAAAUGUGCACGCCAGAGUUGGACGAUGCUAAACAGUACAUUCCACCUGAGAUUCAGAAUAACAUCUUGGAGAAAACACCGGUAGGUCCACGUUUUUAGAGGUUUAUUCUACUUUAUGUUGCUCUGCCCUACCCUACAAUAAUCUACUUUACGCUACCCUACCCUACCCUACUUUACCCUACCCUAUCUUAACCUACCCUACUCUACCCUACCCUACCUUACCCUACCCUACCCUACCCUACCUUACGUUACCCUAAAAUGUCUUGCUUAUCUUCCGCUACUCUUACUAUGCAUUAUCCUGCCUUAUCCUACCACGUACCCCAUUUUUCGCUGCCUCUUAUACGUUACUCUAAUCUAGCCUCUGUUUUCAAAUUAUAACAUAUAAAAAUUUCUUAUCAAUUGAUGUUCUAGAUCUCAAUGUUCAUCACGGUGUAUCUAAUGGAUAUGGCACCAAACGCCAACGAAUCCUACCUAUCAGCCUUUGGCAAAGCGAUCCUUCAGCGUCGUAUGGCACAAAGCACUGUGGCUUGUUUCCUAAUGGGUCUAGAUGUUACUAUCGGAGCGAACUAAUAAAAUAAUAUAAAUAAUGCCUUUUUGUAUAGUUGAAGUAAAUAAAAUUAAAAACUUGACUACUACAAUAUCAAAAAACUAAAAAUUAUCAAAUUUGUGAAAAGGUCCUAGUUAGGUAAAUUUGUAAAAAAAGUCCUAGUUGAGUCUAAAAAAUGGUCAAUAAAGUACAAUGAAGACCUUUAUUAAAGUCAAAAAGUAAAUAUCUUUAUCUGUAUGCAGAGCAUAUUACACUCAAAAGUUACCAAACUCCUACCUAUUACAAUAUAACUCUAUUACCUACAACUUAUUCCAGAUAAUCGAAUGGCUAGAGCUCCCAGACGACGAGCGUCCCUAUUUCCUGAGUAUGUACUUUGAACAACCUGAUGGAGUUGGUCAUAACAAUGGCACAGAUGCAGAUACAAUACAAACAGCUCUGAUCAACAUUGAUGCUAUGGUGAACUACUUAUUGUCACGACUGGACCGUAAAGGAUAUUUAGGCUGUGUUAAUAUUGUACUACUAUCAGAUCAUGGAAUGCAGAAACUAAGACAGGAGAACAUCAAAAUGGACGAUUAUAUUGAUGUAGAGGAUGAUAAUAUCAUUGCUACUGAUGGGGUUAUCAGCCAUCUUUAUUGGAGGGACAAAAGUAAGACAUAUCAUAGUUUUUGUAUAAAAUCGUAUUUGAAAAAAAAAUUAAAGAAGUUUUUUGUUUUGAUUUUAGGUGUUUUUUCUAAUUUUAAAACCAUUAUUUUAGGCUACGUUAACAUCACAGAGAAGAUAAACCCAUUUCGAUGUAAAAAAGGAGAAUACUAUUACGUACACACACCUGAUACCUUACCUAAAAGAUAUCACUAUGCGUCAACACCAAGAGUUGGCGAUGUUAUUUUAGAAUCUUCUAUUGGACACAUUAUCUAUAAGUGAGUACAUUAUGCAAAUUUUCAAAAUUUUUAUGAAGAAUUAUUAGGUUGUUCAAAUAAUUCUGUGCCCUCUCUCAAAGCACAUUUUGGGAGUAGCGCAUGAUUAUUUGAACAGUAAAAUUAGGUUCCGCCACGAAAACAUUGAAGAAGAACAAUUGUUUCAGAAACAAAGAACGUGAAGCAAAGAGCACGUUACGUGGAGAUCAUGGCUAUGACUUUGCUUUGAAACCGAUGAGAGCCAUCUUUGGAGCAUAUGGGCCUUCGAUCAAGAAGAAUUUGGAAAUAGCACCAUUUCAGAACGUUGAACUUUACAAUCUCUUUGUGGGUAAGUGUAACAUGUACUAUAGUACCUAGAUUGUUCAAAAAAAUCUGAGCUUCAAAAUUUUCUUUAUGAGGGAGCACAAAAUUAUUUGAACUACCUAAUAUUUAAAAAACUUUUUACCGCAAAAUUUAAAAAAAAAUUAAUAUUCUUCAAUUCCAGACUUGAUGCAACUGCCAAUAGCUGCCCCAAAUAAUGGUACUCGUGGCUCUUUGUAUCACAUUUUGAAAAAUCCUCCAACUUACGAAAACUCACCUCAAAUCGACCUACCUGAAUGUUUCGGCGUCAGUCUGGCCAAUUGCGGAGAUGGAUGUCAUUUCAAGGUAAACGGGGCUCUGUCAUACCCCUAUUUUAUCAAUACUUACACUUUAAUUUAGUCCUUGUACUAUAAAGGCCCUGCCCUUUACUUUCUUUAAUAUUUCAUAACCGUAAGCUUUGCUUUAGUUUAGUCUUGACUUUGCUUUAUCCUAGUCCUUCCCUAAAACACUUACUUUUAACGGUAGAUUCAUUUAAACUUCAGAUACAAACAGAACCAGAGGAAAAGACCGCCUGCAGCCGUCUGGACCGUAUGCAAGUGCCAGAAGAAUGGGCAGACUCAGCUACCCUCUGCACUAUUGGAAUAUGUAAUGCCACUUUAGUAUUCGACAAAGACCUAGAACAAGCGAAAUUCGUAGAAAGCCUACUAAAUGCGGAAGUUCGUCACAUUGAUCACCGUGCUUCGUGUACCGUGCAUCUCAAGUUUGAUACCAAAGUCAAAAAGAAUUCCGAUGAAGAAGACUUGGGAGAUUCUAGAACAUUCCCGACUGCAGUAAUACCAACAGUAAACAACUGUAGCAAAGAAAUGAAACAAACAUCCAACUCAUCAUGGAUAACAUUGUUCGAUGACAAUGAUUACUCACGAUACUUGGCUGAAGGACAGAUUCCUGCGCCAGCCGGCUUUGUUAAGGGCAUUUGGAAAGACUUCUUGGCAUUAUUGUUAAAGUAUCAGAGACAUUACAAAAACAUGGUCAUGUUUGCUGGGCCAGUCUAUGAUGUUGACCAUAAUGGGCUGCAGGAUUCGUAUGAUCAAAUAGUAAACAUGUAAGUGCUAUAAAAAGCAAUGACGUUUUUGAUAAUUGUUAAUAUAUGUUUUGGGAGUAUAAAAUCCAAUUCAACAAACGACGUGUGUCAUCUAAAAGGGUACGUAUAAUCACAAAGCCUGUUGUAGAGCAAAGAAACAGCCGACACAUGUUUUCAUAAUUUUACUACGAUGUAAAAGCGCAUGGCACAGAAGUGGACGUUACUGUGAAGAAGCCGAGACGACAAGAGUACUGUCGUUCUUGUUACCGUUACUUGAAUAUGACUUAAACUGCUUAGUAAGUAUAUACAACAACCCCGAUGUCUCAGGAUGGUUCAGUCUAAACAAUUUUUUUCAUGCUACAGACUAGCCAACUUGAAAAUAAAAACCUAGCUUAUUUCAAUCAAAAAAAUUGAAAAAUUUCUCAAAGUAGCCAACGCAUGGCAAAACUAAUUAAACAAUUUGAUUUGUUUUCAGCAACCCCUAGAGUACCUGUACCGACAUACAGCGAGAGUCAGAGACAUUGAACUGUUGACUGGACUAGAAUGGUUUAGCAACAGAGGAUUCUACAGUGACGAAUUGGCAUUAUACUUGAGAACGAGGCAGAACGAAGAGUUAUGGCAAAUGGAACAUCCAUAA
This is a messenger RNA of Bursaphelenchus okinawaensis, 4385 nucleotides long. The record is from the annotation of a GenBank genome assembly. NCBI's taxonomy places the organism in Eukaryota, Metazoa, Nematoda, Chromadorea, Rhabditida, Aphelenchoididae.